GAGCUGCGAUGUGAGUGCGCGCCAAUGGAUACCCGCUCCUCGGUCAAAGCUUGGCAAAAGCCCGCUCAUCUCGAUGAAGCCACGCGCCUGGUGGCGCUCGUUCGAGGGCGCUUUCCUCGCGAAGACCUUCCUGAGCACCGAGAAGAGAUCCGGCAGAAAUUCUUGAACGAGAAGCCAAUCCUCAACUUCCCCUUUCUCCCACCGCCCGUCGCUGAAGCCGACUCAGACUCGGAGGGCGUCAUCGAGAGCGCAGAGCCUCACUCCCGUCCCAAAUGCGCAACGCAACCGCUGAAUGUCGACCUGGGCCCGACAAUGCAGGCCGGGCAACGAAACAUGGCUGUCCCCCGCCGCGCCAAGGUCGACCGGUUCUGCUUCAAGGCCAUGCUGGCCGACAAGGCACUGCAAAGCUGCCGCAAUGCCCACCAACCCGACACCCGGGCUCCAAGAUCAGCCAAAGCAGUCUUCCAAGGCGAGCUCAAGACGAGCCCCAUCUCAAUCAAGCACGACACUUCAGAACCCUUGGCACUUGCUGACGACAUGGACCGAGCCAUCGAUCGCCUUGAUGCCGUGCACACGCGUGUCAUCGGGCAUUUGACAAAGCUCGAAGAUGUACGCCUCCUCGGCUUUGAAAGGGAAGGCGUCAAGGAACUGCGCGCUGCCGUACAGGCAGAGGUCAACCUCAAUGCCAAACGUGGCCGCCGCUCAAACAGUCUCCCCUCUUACUCCCUCGAAUCUUACAUGGCUGCGUAUGGCCUGCAUCCUCAGUACAAAACCAUGUCAAGCAAACCCAAGAGCGUUCAUCAGUUGCUCGCGGAUAUCUAAGCCCAACUCGAGCUCCACACACACACACACGCGCGCGCGCGCGCUCGCACCUUUUUGACUGACAGCUUCGCAACAUUUUUCCUUUCGGUCAAGACCAAGGCAUCUUCUGACUGCCUUCGCAUCAUUAACAGCCCAGCCCGUCGGGACUUGCAUUCGCCGCACACGGGUGAAUCGAUUUUCCAUUGUGUUUGUGCAUCAUCACUCCGAUGUGUUCCCAAGUGUCAAUUAAAAAAUAAACUUUUC
This is a messenger RNA of Monosiga brevicollis MX1, 1065 nucleotides long. RefSeq lists its product as uncharacterized. NCBI's taxonomy places the organism in Eukaryota, Choanoflagellata, Craspedida, Salpingoecidae. Bases 25 to 822 code for a protein of 265 amino acids. The record is from RefSeq and is a predicted model, not a curated record. The transcript has a single exon.